This is a messenger RNA of Limulus polyphemus (Atlantic horseshoe crab), 1581 nucleotides long. RefSeq lists its product as uncharacterized. Gene Ontology annotation, cellular component: ribosome; mitochondrion. Gene Ontology annotation, molecular function: structural constituent of ribosome. The coding region runs from base 467 to 1318 and encodes 283 amino acids. The record is from RefSeq and is a predicted model, not a curated record. Gene Ontology annotation, biological process: mitochondrial translation. The transcript is spliced from 7 exons. Lineage: Eukaryota; Metazoa; Arthropoda; Merostomata; Xiphosura; Limulidae.
AAAUUAUUAUAGAUUUGCAGGCGGCGUUUUGAAUGAUUUUGUUAAUUUGGCCGAUUUUCGAUAAUUUUUAGAUGUUUAUAUUCGGGUGAUUCCCCGUUUUACAAAUGCCCAUAAGGUACUUAUGAAAGUCUUUUUGUGGAUACAGGAAUAGUACAAAUAAAUCGUUUUCAUUUAUUACCAAUAUACAAACUAUUCAGUGAAUUAAUUUCAGUUCCUAAUUAAAAACACAGUAUUUUGAACAGUUUCAUACAUUAACAAAGUGUGUCUUUUUGUCAAAGCAAAAACCCACAGAUCACCCUUUUAAAGUUGAAGUUGAGGGCUUUGUUACAUGACACUUUAAAAGUUUAAAUUUAAUUUAAACACAAGCAGUUAAGUUCUUAAUUAGACCGAUAGUAUUAUCAUAAUUGAAACAUUUGUGAAAUAGAAAGUCCCAGAACUAAGUGAAGGUUUAAUUUGCUCGAAAACAAUGUGGUUAAAAACUGGUCUAAAAUAUGCUUGUGUUUUUCUUGUAAGGCUUAAUAACACUAACAAUAAAAUUACAAUAGGCUUACCAAGCGUGUGUCGGUAUAUUGGAAAUGUUAGGUUUAAUGAUAAAACUGUAAUUUCUAGGACGUAUUUAUCUUUCGGUUCCAAUUUUAAAAGUCAGUACUCAAUACCUCGUUUAUGGCUUAGAAACAAUCUCAUUCAUUUUAAGCCAGGCAGUAGUACUUACGGUCGUAACUUUGGUGUACAAAAGUUUACACCUGUUUUAUUUCCAGCAUUACAUUUACAGCCUUAUCGAGACAUCCACACUUGUGGAAUAUUGUUUGGAGAAGAAGAAGAGCAAGUGAAAGAAGGAGAUGUAGAAACAGCUUCUAGUGAAGAUACUGAAAAUGAUCCCAAGGAUCGAAGGAAAGUCAUACCUCCAGAAACGAGUAAACGUUACCUGAAGAGUAAAGCUUAUGCAGAAACUUAUGGUUCUGAACCAGUUUGGACUCGCUACAGAAGGAAUUUCAAAGGACAGUACCCUCCUCGUAAAACAAGAAAAACAUGUAUUCGAAGUGGAAAAAUCAGUACAGGGAACCCUUGCCCGAUAUGUCGAGAUGAAUAUCUUGUGCUUCAUCAUACGAACACAGAACUACUUGAACAGUUUGUCUCACCCCACACAGGUCAAGUUUAUGAUGCAAAUAAGACAGGUCUUUGUCAGAAAAAGCAAAAGGAGUUGAUUGUGGCAGUGGAGAAAGCAAAAGAUUGGGGGUUGAUCACAUUUGAUGUUCCUUUCCGAGAAUACGACUACAGUGAAUAUUAUCCAGACAUACAAGACAGUAAAACAGCAUAAUUGUUGUCUGUUAAUAGCCAUAGUUAAAACUAACUUUGGAUGUCUAACAUGAUACUUGGGGAGCAUUGCCGAGUUUUUUCUUUACUAUUGUAAAAUGUGAAGGAGAAUUAACAAGUUUUUCAUUUCAUCGUACCUUCCUCACUCCCAAUUUAUCAUAUAAUAAGUCUGGUUUAUUAGAUUCCAUAGAUUUGUUUUGUAAAUUAUAAUAUUCUGUAGAAUUGUCUGAUUGUAAAGGUCUUAACAAUAAAGAUGAAGUAAAAUUA